Auxenochlorella protothecoides is the source of this 159-nucleotide messenger RNA. RefSeq lists its product as hypothetical. The transcript has a single exon. The record is from RefSeq and is a predicted model, not a curated record. Lineage: Eukaryota; Viridiplantae; Chlorophyta; Trebouxiophyceae; Chlorellales; Chlorellaceae. Bases 1 to 159 code for a protein of 52 amino acids.
AUGACCUGGAUGUUGACUCCAUCUUCGGAUCCAGCAGGGCCUCCGGCACCCGGGCCGGCCCGGGCCGUCGCCUUCCUGCUGGCCAUUCCGUGCUGGCGCCGGGGUGCUCACAGGCCUGGCAUGCGCUUGCGACCGGUGGAUGGCGAACUCAGUAUUUAA